CGCCUGGCUGAGGGAGAUCAGAAUAGGACGAAAAAUCCAGCGAAAGCACGACUGAGCUUCCUGGCCCGAGUGCGUUUUGUAGGCGAAGUUAUCUCCGAGCUCUCCGACGUGCGCGGAGAGGAGGGGAUUUUUCUUUUGCGCAACUGCACCGAAUUUGCACGACUAGGCGGCUUAAGUUUUGCUCGAUCCCGGGCGGUUUCAGCGUAGAGUUUUUCUGGACAGCGGCAGCACAGUACAUCGUGCCACACCGAGAGGAGAGCAGAGAAGAGAGGGUAGAAGUUUCCGCUGGCUUGUUUUGUCACUGCGGGGCAAGCGGUGAAUCCGCAGGAAUGUCGCAGAAGGAGAGACCCACUUUCUACCGACAAGAGCUCAACAAAACCGUGUGGGAGGUCCCGGAGCGCUAUCAGAACUUGUCUCCCGUCGGCUCCGGUGCUUACGGAUCCGUGUGUUCAGCGUAUGAUGUGAAGUCAGGCCUGAAGGUUGCAGUGAAGAAGCUGUCCAGACCUUUCCAGUCCAUCAUCCAUGCAAAGAGAACAUACAGAGAGCUUCGGCUGCUUAAACACAUGAAGCACGAGAAUGUGAUAGGCCUCUUAGAUGUUUUCACACCAGCAACAAGCUUAGAGGAGUUUAAUGAUGUAUAUUUGGUGACGCACCUAAUGGGAGCAGAUCUUAACAAUAUUGUUAAGUGUCAGAAGCUGACUGAUGACCAUGUUCAGUUCCUUAUCUACCAGAUCCUGAGAGGCUUAAAGUACAUCCACUCUGCAGGAAUUGUCCACAGAGAUUUGAAGCCCAGUAAUUUGGCUGUGAACGAAGAUUGUGAGCUUAAGAUUCUUGACUUUGGUUUGGCGCGGCACACGGACGAUGAAAUGACAGGAUAUGUUGCCACCAGAUGGUACCGAGCCCCUGAGAUCAUGCUCAAUUGGAUGCACUACAACAUGACUGUGGAUAUCUGGUCAGUGGGCUGCAUCAUGGCAGAACUACUUACAGGACGGACGCUCUUCCCUGGCACAGACCACAUUGAUCAGUUGAAGCUUAUAAUGAUGCUCGUCGGAACUCCAGGGCCGGAGCUCUUGAUGAAAAGCUCUUCGGAGUCUGCGAGGAACUACAUUAACUCACUUCCCCACAUGCCCAAGAGGAACUUUGCUGAUGUGUUUAUUGGCGCUAACCCUCUUGCGGUGGACUUGCUGGAGAAAAUGCUGGUGCUGGACACAGACAAGAGGAUCACAGCUUCUGAGGCCCUGGCCCACUCUUACUUUGCUCAGUACCAUGACCCAGAAGACGAACCGGAAGCAGAGCCUUAUGACCAGAGUUUUGAAAGCCGUGAGCUGGAAAUUGAGGAAUGGAAAUGUUUAACCUACGAAGAAGUAAUCAGCUUUAUGCCGCCGUCGUUAGAUGAAGAUGAGAUGGAAUCAUGAGGAGGCAACUUUCCUUCCCUUUUUUUUUUUUUUUUUUUUGUUCUUUUUCUUAAAAAAAACAUUCUUUGAAAACUAUCAGUCUCAUAUGGCUACUUAUUACUUUUCUUUCACACACGCACAACCAUGACAUUCAAGUGCCUGCCGUAAUUCAUAUCCGGGGGGACGUAGCACUAUCAGGGAAAAGAAAACUUGACAUCCUGUUCAUAUCGUCCCCCGCUCUGCUGUUUUUGUUCUCUUGCAUCCCAAUUUUCUGAGACCCGCUUUAACUGUCUUCGUACUUUCAGUGCAUUUUCACCCCAGAUAUUUUGUUUUUUAUAUUGUGCACCCACUUUAAUUCACCAAAA
This is a messenger RNA of Melanotaenia boesemani (Boeseman's rainbowfish), 1759 nucleotides long. It is a transcript of the gene mapk14b, whose product is annotated as mitogen-activated protein kinase 14b. Gene Ontology annotation, biological process: intracellular signal transduction; protein phosphorylation. NCBI's taxonomy places the organism in Eukaryota, Metazoa, Chordata, Actinopteri, Atheriniformes, Melanotaeniidae. Gene Ontology annotation, cellular component: cytoplasm; nucleus. Gene Ontology annotation, molecular function: ATP binding; MAP kinase activity. The record is from RefSeq and is a predicted model, not a curated record. Bases 330 to 1415 code for a protein of 361 amino acids. The transcript is spliced from 12 exons.